AUGACGGUCGACCAUGAUUUCAAUAGCGAAGAUAUUUUAUUCCCCAUAGAAAGCAUGAGUAGUAUACAAUACGUGGAGAAUAAUAACCCAAAUAAUAUUAACAACGAUGUUAUCCCGUAUUCUCUAGAUAUCAAAAACACUGUCUUAGAUAGUGCGGAUCUCAAUGACAUUCAAAAUCAAGAAACUUCACUGAAUUUGGGGCUUCCUCCACUAUCUUUCGACUCUCCACUGCCCGUAACGGAAACGAUACCAUCCACUACCGAUAACAGCUUGCAUUUGAAAGCUGAUAGCAACAAAAAUCGCGAUGCAAGAACUAUUGAAAAUGAUAGUGAAAUUAAGAGUACUAAUAAUGCUAGUGGCUCUGGGGCAAAUCAAUACACAACUCUUACUUCACCUUAUCCUAUGAACGACAUUUUGUACAACAUGAACAAUCCGUUACAAUCACCGUCACCUUCAUCGGUACCUCAAAAUCCGACUAUAAAUCCUCCCAUAAAUACAGCAAGUAACGAAACUAAUUUAUCGCCUCAAACUUCAAAUGGUAAUGAAACUCUUAUAUCUCCUCGAGCCCAACAACAUACGUCCAUUAAAGAUAAUCGUCUGUCCUUACCUAAUGGUGCUAAUUCGAAUCUUUUCAUUGACACUAACCCAAACAAUUUGAACGAAAAACUAAGAAAUCAAUUGAACUCAGAUACAAAUUCAUAUUCUAACUCCAUUUCUAAUUCAAACUCCAAUUCUACGGGUAAUUUAAAUUCCAGUUAUUUUAAUUCACUGAACAUAGACUCCAUGCUAGAUGAUUACGUUUCUAGUGAUCUCUUAUUGAAUGAUGAUGAUGAUGACACUAAUUUAUCACGCCGAAGAUUUAGCGACGUUAUAACAAACCAAUUUCCGUCAAUGACAAAUUCGAGGAAUUCUAUUUCUCACUCUUUGGACCUUUGGAACCAUCCGAAAAUUAAUCCAAGCAAUAGAAAUACAAAUCUCAAUAUCACUACUAAUUCUACCUCAAGUUCCAAUGCAAGUCCGAAUACCACUACUAUGAACGCAAAUGCAGACUCAAAUAUUGCUGGCAACCCGAAAAACAAUGACGCUACCAUAGACAAUGAGUUGACACAGAUUCUUAACGAAUAUAAUAUGAACUUCAACGAUAAUUUGGGCACAUCCACUUCUGGCAAGAACAAAUCUGCUUGCCCAAGUUCUUUUGAUGCCAAUGCUAUGACAAAGAUAAAUCCAAGUCAGCAAUUACAGCAACAGCUAAACCGAGUUCAACACAAGCAGCUCACCUCGUCACAUAAUAACAGUAGCACUAACAUGAAAUCCUUCAACAGCGAUCUUUAUUCAAGAAGGCAAAGAGCUUCUUUACCCAUAAUCGAUGAUUCACUAAGCUACGACCUGGUUAAUAAGCAGGAUGAAGACCCCAAGAACGAUAUGCUGCCGAAUUCAAAUUUGAGUUCAUCUCAACAAUUUAUCAAACCGUCUAUGAUUCUUUCAGACAAUGCGUCCGUUAUUGCGAAAGUGGCGACUACAGGCUUGAGUAAUGAUAUGCCAUUUUUGACAGAGGAAGGUGAACAAAAUGCUAAUUCUACUCCAAAUUUCGAUCUUUCCAUCACUCAAAUGAAUAUGGCUCCAUUAUCGCCUGCAUCAUCAUCCUCCACGUCUCUUGCAACAAAUCAUUUCUAUCACCAUUUCCCACAGCAGGGUCACCAUACCAUGAACUCUAAAAUCGGUUCUUCCCUUCGGAGGCGGAAGUCUGCUGUGCCUUUGAUGGGUACGGUGCCGCUUACAAAUCAACAAAAUAAUAUAAGCAGUAGUAGUGUCAACUCAACUGGCAAUGGUGCUGGGGUUACGAAGGAAAGAAGGCCAAGUUACAGGAGAAAAUCAAUGACACCGUCCAGAAGAUCAAGUGUCGUAAUAGAAUCAACAAAGGAACUCGAGGAGAAACCGUUCCACUGUCACAUUUGUCCCAAGAGCUUUAAGCGCAGCGAACAUUUGAAAAGGCAUGUGAGAUCUGUUCACUCUAACGAACGACCAUUUGCUUGUCACAUAUGCGAUAAGAAAUUUAGUAGAAGCGAUAAUUUGUCGCAACACAUCAAGACUCAUAAAAAACAUGGAGACAUUUAA
Molecule: messenger RNA, 2115 nt
Organism: Saccharomyces cerevisiae S288C
Lineage: Eukaryota; Fungi; Ascomycota; Saccharomycetes; Saccharomycetales; Saccharomycetaceae
Gene: MSN2
Product: stress-responsive transcriptional activator MSN2
Exons: 1
Coding region: 1-2115 (704 amino acids)
Cellular component (GO): cytoplasm; nucleus
Source: RefSeq, marked reviewed